This is a messenger RNA of Funneliformis mosseae, 1755 nucleotides long. The record is from the annotation of a GenBank genome assembly. Lineage: Eukaryota; Fungi; Glomeromycota; Glomeromycetes; Glomerales; Glomeraceae.
AUGGCAACCCUUGCACACCACUCUAAAUCUAAAAAACGUGUUUCUUAUUUUUAUGAUGGUAGAAGGACGUUGGGAACUUUACCUACGGUCAAGAGUCCAAAACGCGCUACUCCGAGACAAAUGACGCGAUUCCAUACGGACGAAUAUAUCGAUUUUUUGUAUAGAGUCACGCCUCAAAAUGUUGAAGAAUUAUCAAUGCAACAAACUAGAUUUAAUGUCGGUGAGGACUGUCCAAUUUUUGAAGGACUUUUCGAGUUUUGCUCAAUUUCAGCUGGCGGUUCAAUUGAUGCUGCUAAUAAAUUAACCAGUGGAGAAUCAGAUAUCGCGAUUAAUUGGUCCGGAGGCCUCCAUCAUGCCAAAAGAUUUGAAGCAUCUGGAUUUUGUUAUGUGAAUGACAUAGUACUAGCUAUUUUGGAGCUAUUACGGUAUCAUCAACGCGUUCUCUAUAUUGACAUCGAUAUACACCAUGGAGACGGAGUGGAAGAGGCAUUCUAUACGACGGAUCGUGUGUUGACCUGCUCAUUCCAUAAAUUUGGUCAGUUUUUUCCGGGAACUGGCGAUGUCUCGGAUGUUGGAAUUGGUUCUGGGAAACAUUACGCGGUUAAUUUCCCGUUGAAAGAUGGUAUGGACGAUUGGAAUUUUCAAAAUGUAUUUCGACCGGUCGUACAACAUAUUAUGGAAUGGUAUCGGCCGGGAGCCGUGGUUUUGCAGUGUGGCGCAGAUUCACUUGCGGGUGACCGAUUGGGUUGUUUUAAUUUGUCAAUGAAAGGACAUGCUGCUUGUGUUGACUUUGUUAAAGACUUUAAUCUCCCAUUAUUGGUCGUUGGUGGGGGUGGAUAUACCAUACGCAAUGUGGCUCGUGCAUGGACAUAUGAGACCGGUCUUUUGUUAGGAGAAACCCUAAGUGAAUAUCUACCUUUUAAUAACUUUUUGGAUUACUAUGGUCCUGAAUAUAAAUUAGAUGUUCCAGCUAAUAAUAUGGAAAAUAUGAAUACACCGGCUUAUUUAGCCGAUAUGAAAAGCAUUCCUUUUGCACCAAGUGUUCAAAUGCAACAUGUUCCAAAAGACUAUGAAUCGGAAGAAGAUGAAGAUAACGAAAAUCCGGAUAUAAGAAUGUCCCAACGACAACGCAAUGUACUCGUUGUGCCGGAAAAUGAACUUUCGGAUUCCGAGGAUGAAGGAAAUAGACGAAAUGAAAGGAGUUAUCAUAGUAGUAAUGGAAAGGGAGAAACUUCAACGCGCAAAUCGCGCGCUAGUCAUAAAAAUUCGUCAAAUGAACAUGAAGGGCGCAGUUCAUCAUCUCGUGCACAUAAAUCAAGUAGUUCAGUUCGAGAACGUAGCAAGAUAUCAAAAUCAUCUCGUCCAUUCGCUGAUGAAGUUUUAAAUACAUCAUUUAGAAGAUCUAGCCCUUCGGCAGAUCGUCCUUCAAUAAUGAAUUCAUCAUCAUCGACGAGUACUACACCUAAACCAGCUGUUUCAUCAGUACCUGAAGUGACGACAAAGGAGCCUGAAAUACAAGAACCCAGCGUUUCUUCAACUCAAGUUGAAGAAACGACAACCAAAGCGACUGAAAACACCGAAGACAAUGUUAAUGCUAACAGUAACGAUAGCAGUAACGAUGUUAAAUCCGAAACCAAAGAUGAUAAUAACGACAAGAGUAAUGAACCGGUCGCAAUGGAAAUUGACACUAAUGAAUCAUCUAUAGAGGCUAAACAAGAAGAUAAAGAUACUGAAGAUGUUUUAAUGCAGCAGUAA